Messenger RNA from Harpia harpyja (harpy eagle), 2006 nucleotides. Its product is annotated as THUMP domain-containing protein 2-like. Gene Ontology annotation, biological process: tRNA methylation. Gene Ontology annotation, molecular function: RNA binding; tRNA (guanine) methyltransferase activity. The record is from RefSeq and is a predicted model, not a curated record. Lineage: Eukaryota; Metazoa; Chordata; Aves; Accipitriformes; Accipitridae. The coding region runs from base 29 to 1474 and encodes 481 amino acids. The transcript has 10 exons.
CGCCCUGAGGGCGGCGGGGCGGGCCAAGAUGGCGGCGGGGGACGGACGGUACUUCUGCACGGCGGGCCGCGGGCUAGAGCCCUUCCUCGCGCGGGAGGUGCGGGCGCGGCUCGGCGCCACGGAGGUGGACUGCGUCUCAGGAAAGGUCUUCUUCAGCACAGAGGCGGAGCCGGGCGAGCUGAGGAAACUCAAGUCUGGAGAGCGACUCUUUUUGCUGCUUAAAAAACACACCCCGAUUCCUGUUUCUAGAAAUAAAGGGAAAGUGCUGCAUGAGAUUAAAAGCCUUGUCAUUGAGGAGCCAAAGUAUUGGCUGGAUGUUAUCUCUAUUUGGAGAAACCUUCAUGGGUGUAGGGGACAAAAAGAUAAUGUCUCUCAAGAAAACCCAUCACCUCUCAAGAGAAAAUCAGAAGAAGAGGCAAACAUUGCAACUAAAAGGCAGAAAAUGGAACAAGUGAGAGGGACUACGUCUGAGGAAUGUAAGGCGGAAGGCGGAGAGAGGUGUGUGGUACCAGAGAGAAAGAGUGAUCAGGACUGCUGGACUGAAAGCAAGACUUCCUUUGAAGACCCUUCCAAAAGCAGUGGGGAGGAACCUAUUGCAAACGAGCAGCUUAGCUUCAGUUUCAGAGUUUCUUGUCGUUGUAGUGGAGCCAUUGCCAAAGUACUUACUUCACAGGAGAUUGGAAGAGCUCUUGGCAUAGCGCUCAUGAAGCAGUGUGGGUGGCGGGCUGAUCUGCGGGAUGCUGAUCUAGAGAUCUUUAUACAUCUUAAUGACAUUCAUUCUGUGGUGGGGAUUCCUCUUUUCAGACUUCCGUUGGCAAACAGAGAGUAUAUUAAAACAGCAGGACUGCGGUCAACAAUUGCAUGGGCCAUGGCAUCUCUGGCUGAAAUCAGUGCAGGUGCCUUUGUGCUGGAUCCUAUGUGUGGGCUAGGAACGAUACUGCUGGAAGCUGCCAAAGAGUGGCCCGAAGCCUGUUACUGGGGUGCUGAUAUAAGUGAUUCACAGUUAGAGGGUGCAGAUGUGAAUAUUAGGACUGCAGGCUUGAUGGACAAGAUUGAGUUACUUAAAGCUUCUGUGAAAGAUAUUCCAUUUGGGAAGAAGUUCAAGAUCACAAAAGACAUACAGCUCCUACCGGAUAUUCUCCAGGAAAUGGAGAGAGUACUUCGUGUUGGAGGCACUAUAGUAUUGUUGCUGAGCCAAGAUCUCCAUAAGUGCAUGGAUGGCGUUACCAAGCAUGCUGAAAAUGACUCUCCUAAUGCCAUUUCUGAUGGCACAAGUGAAACCACCACUGCAAAAGCCCUGAAUGUUGAUGGGAAUUCAUCCUCCUUGGUGAACGGUGUUGAAGAAUCCUUUCUCAGCAGCAGACAGACACGUUUUGGGUCUCUGGUGCCAGAUGGCGUCUAUGGAGUUAGUCUUGGAAAGACAGAUGCUUUCAUAUACAAAUACAGGAAGAUCUCUUCUGCUGGGAAUCAGUAGCUUUCUUGCACUGCGCCAAAAUGAACUUGAAUCCUGAUAUGCUUGAAAAGCAGCACGGCUGUGAUCCGGUGGAACCCUGCUGAUCCACACCCUGUGCCAUUUGUUAGCUUGCCUCGCUUUUUUGGAUGUCCUAAGGCGUUGCUUUUCUCUCUUGGGUUUUUAGGAGAGGUGGAAGAUGCCUACUAGUGUUUCAGAUGUUUUUACUGUAAAAUAUUGUCAUACGACAGAGUCCUCAAAUCCUUGUUUAGGCAAAGCCUCUCGGUAUCAGGAGGAGUUUCUUUGGAAGAGAAAGUCUUUAUUUGCAGAACUGCAAAAACAAAUGUGGUAAUAUUAAAUGUAAAUGGGUUUUUGCCUUCAGCAGUAUUUUUUAGGAAGCACAUCUUGCCUGAAGAAGUCUCCAGCUCUUUUUGAGGGCUGGAUGUAUGCUUUACCUUGCAGUCUUGUAUUUUAUUUUAAAGCUCAUUUCUGAUGAGUUUGAAAUGUCGCUAUUGAGAUGUCUUGGAGUGGAAAAUAAAACUAUUUUCUGUAUUAA